Molecule: messenger RNA, 1272 nt
Organism: Chenopodium quinoa (quinoa)
Lineage: Eukaryota; Viridiplantae; Streptophyta; Magnoliopsida; Caryophyllales; Amaranthaceae
Exons: 2
Coding region: 1-1272 (423 amino acids)
Source: RefSeq, a predicted model, not a curated record
AUGGGAAAUACAUCUCUGCAUCCACCUCCACAACAUGAGACAUCUACUCAAUUCCCCUACGAAAACAAUGACAAUGAAGCACGUAUGCCUGUAACUGAUGUUGGUACCAACACCCAAUUCGAUGAUAGUCAGGAUGAAAACAUACUGGAGACGCCACAAUAUCCUCCACAAGCUCCUAGAAUGCAAGCCAACCAGGUUGUUGCACGAGCGACUUGUAUUUGGUCUGUUGCGGAAGAUGAAGCUUUGAUUGGGUUGUAUUUACAAAUUAGCGAAGACGCUAGUGUAGGUACGAACCAGAAAGCUUCUGACCUAUGGCGCAAUGUCCACGCUGCCUAUCAAAGGGCUCAGGCGGAGAAGUCGAAUGUACUUCCGCCUAGACCUAUGAAGAGUUUGUCAUCGCACUGGAGAAGGCUAGCAGCAGACACACUACAGUGGAUAUCUUGUUAUGAUGAAGCGGGUAGACUUUCCGAGGGAGGUAGUGGGUACAACGAAGCUGAUCGAGUGAAAAGUGCAUCUAAGUUGUUUCAUUUGGCCACCGGUCACAAUUUUACUUUUCCUCACGCAGUUGAACUGCUCAAUCAAGAUCCAAAAUGGAGGUCAAAGCUGAGAUGGGCCUUGUCAAAGGAGGAAAGAAAAGUUGUGUGUGCUGUAAAGGAGGAAGGAAGUGGUGGUAGUGGUAAGAGGUCGAGGGAUGAUAUUGAAGGUGAUGAUACACCUGCCGAUGGUUUUUCAUCUGGAGGAUUACGUCGGCCCGAUGGUGUGAAGAAAUCAAAGGCCAAACGGAAAGGAAAAGUCGUAGCUACGGACAGCGGUUCUUCUAACCUUAGCGAACGGAUUAAGCAUUAUUCCAGACCAUCAUCCAGUUCAAGUUCAUCUUCUUCAAAUAAUGAAGAAUAUGAUGAACUCGUUGAUGCAAUGUUCUCAUUCUUGCCCCCAACUUCCCUGAUGCCCCACACACAAUCCCAAUCCCCUACAGGAACACACAGAGGGGAUACGAACAAAAGAGAUAGGGAAAUGGGACAUGCCAGGUUGUUUAAUGAUUAUUUUUCAGAUAACCCUGUGUACAACACCAACCAAUUCAGAAGAAGAUUUCGGAUGCAACGACCUCUGUUUGAGCGUAUUAUGAACAAGGUUGUAGAAGGUGAUGUUUACUUCAAGCAGCGUAGGGAUGUAGCUGGAAGGUUAGGCUUAUCUCCUCUGCAAAAAUGCACAGCCGCAAUAAGAAUGUUAGCCUACAGCUUGGCUGCAGACGUUGUCGAUGAAUAUGUUUGA